Messenger RNA from Emiliania huxleyi CCMP1516, 684 nucleotides. RefSeq lists its product as hypothetical. The record is from RefSeq and is a predicted model, not a curated record. NCBI's taxonomy places the organism in Eukaryota, Haptophyta, Isochrysidales, Noelaerhabdaceae. The transcript has a single exon. Gene Ontology annotation, cellular component: cytoplasm; chromosome. The annotation marks the transcript as partial. Gene Ontology annotation, biological process: double-strand break repair via homologous recombination. Gene Ontology annotation, molecular function: four-way junction helicase activity; 3'-5' DNA helicase activity.
CUGCUGUACUGCUCGCCCGAGGCACUCGGCAGCGAGAAGCUCCUCGGCGCCGUGGGUGCAUGCGCCAGGCGAGGCGACCUUCGGCUCGUCGCGGUGGACGAGGCGCACUGCGUCUCCACAUGGGGGCACGACUUUCGCGCCUCGUACCUGCGGCUCGGAGGCAGCCUGCGCGCCGCGCUCCCGCCGUCGGUGCCGCUGAUGGCGCUCACCGCCACCGCCACCGCAGCUGUGGCGCGGGACGUCUGCUCGAAGCUGCGGCUGCGAGACCCGGCGGCGGUGCGCGCCCCGAUGGACCGGCCCGAGAUCUUUUACGACGUGGUGCUCGUCGACGCGUUGCCGGAGGGGGAGACGCCGCUCGCGCACCUGCUGCGGAGGCUGCGGCGGGGCGAGGAGGGAGGAGGAGGGGGAGGGGCGGGAAGGGGAGGAGAGGGAGGAGGAGGAGGAGGCGGCGGCUCCGGCAUCGUGUACUGCGCGACGCGCGAGUCGACGGAGAGCCUCGCCGCGGCGCUGUGCGAGGCAGGCGUCUCUGCGCGCGCCUACCACGCAGGGCUGCCGCAGGCGGAGAGGCAGGCGGCGCAGGGCGCGUGGCUGGCCGGGACCUGCCGGUGCAUGGUUGCGACCGUCGCCUUUGGGAUGGGGGUCGACAAGGCGGACGUGCGCUUCGUCUUCCACUGGCCCCUCCCG